Messenger RNA from Cuscuta campestris, 896 nucleotides. The record is from the annotation of a GenBank genome assembly. Lineage: Eukaryota; Viridiplantae; Streptophyta; Magnoliopsida; Solanales; Convolvulaceae.
GAAGAAAAUAGGAGGGUAAUUAGGACAUUUUAAUGAGGAAAAGUCAAAUUGGGAAGUUUAAUUCGGACGGAGGGAGUAUUAUUUUUGACUUCUUUUAGCUUUGGUCAAACCAGUCAUUGUUUUCUUAUUCGGUACUCCAUCAUAUUUGUGGGCCACCUCAAUCCAAACGGCUACCUUCCCUUGUUCACGCAAUCGCGUUGCGUUUAUAACUUUAUAUAUGCAACUCAGAUUUAAUUUCUUCGCCAAUCAUCUUCCGCAUUCCGAUAUUCGUGCUUGCACUCUCCGGACCUCCCGUCAAUGGAGGCGUCCGGCGGCGCGGCGGCGGUGAUCACGGUGGAGUACCUGGAGACCGCCAGGUCGAGAGAUCUACUCUCCAAGUUCCCGGACAACUCCGCCUUCGACUUCGACUACUCUCAGAGCGCAAUCUGGUCUCCUCUGGUUCCCCGGCACCUGAUCCCCGUCUCCGGCGGCCGCAAUCUCGGAUCAGGUCCCCGGAGGGAGCUGGCCUACGAGGAAACGGCGGUCAAUUUCAGGGAGGCGACGGCUAAUUUCAGGAGGAAGCUUCUAGAUUCCGUGAUCUGUAAUGUCGAUUACCGGGGGGUGAUGAAGAAGAGGAAGAAGAUGAUGAAAAAGGAUUUGGAUUUUUCUCCGAUCGGUUCGUCUUCUAAGCUUGCAGCGAGUACUCCCGGAAAGGGUUGGGCAAAGGUGUUGAAAGCAGCGGCGAAACAUUUCAAGAAAAGCAAGAAGAAACCUCAAAUAAAGUGACUUUUCCUCGUAUUUGUAUUUUACCAAUAUGACAUUUUGUGCAUUUCGUAAUUCGUAUUGGUGCUUUUCAAGCUUGAUUAAUUUUGGAUUAAUGAAAAAUGACAAAUGCCCAAUAGAGAAAUGACUAUUGU